UUUGACUUUGACUUGCAUUCACUCACAUCCUCUCUUUUAAAUUUGUGUCUCGUCCUUACGCUACCUCGUUCCUCCCUAGCAGCAUCUCCAAGUGCUCAAACAGCAUCCCCAACCUCCUUCAGUCUGCUCUCUACAAGUCUGCUCUCUACAUCCUCUGCCACCACUCGCAGAUCCAGUACUUCAGCCUUCAGCCCCUUGAACGUAAAACUUACAGUCUCAACUUCUAUUCUGGCCUCCUGAUGCUGAUCCAUUACCUUCUCAAAUAAUUCCGCCAUCGGCUUGAUGAAUUGGUAUCGCCGAUUAGAUUCGGCUAAUAGAUGGCGAGUGGUUGGUUGGUCUGAUGAUAGAGAAGUCGGGCCCUUAGGAAUCACUCAAGGUGCGGGGGUAACAAUUGAGACGAGGGAUUUGAGUGGCGAGAUUCAGACGGGGGGAGGGGGUUAUUGUGGAAGGAGUGGGAGAGGAGGGAUACGUAAAUGGAGUGGAACGGAACGGAACGGAACAGAGCGGAAAGGUGUGAGGGGUGGACGGAUGUUGAAACAAGGCAAUGGAAGGCUCCAAGGGGAAGGGACAGAAAAUUCAAAACUGAUUAAGAAUAGUAAUGGAUGGAAUCAGACUACGUUGCGGUUCCCUUUGACAUCACCUCCUAACCCUAAGCCAUCAAGUCAAGCAAUGCUACCACCAAUACCACUUAAUUUUCCUCGAGGCAAUAUCAAAAUUUUCUUCAGAUUCCCCGUAGCAACACAGCUAGAAUGCUGCUGGGGCUCUCGCCAAAAUGAUGAGAGAUCCAGUGUUCGAAAUGGACAGGAGGAGCACCUACCGGUGGCCCACCUGAAGGAUUUCAGGUGCCUGCAGUCACCCGCCCAUCCCUUUGAUAUGCCACAUAAUAUCCAAAAAAGAAAGUCCAAAAAGCUCUGCCCCAGAUACUCAUACAAGUGCAACGACCACCUCCUUACCUCCAUGAUUGCAAUGGACCCACUAUCUGUACCCCUCAUGAGCUCCAAGCUCAAGAGGAUCUUCUCGCCAACAGGUGUACUUAUCACCACUCAUGGGAUAGGGCAGCAUGCAGAGGAGAUUGACAAGAGCGACUUGAGCAACCCUAAAGAGAGUGUGGAGAACAAAAACAGAAUCUUGACAUAUUUUGAGCGACAUUGUAUUGAUAUAUUUGAUAGAGCCCUCCAUAUAAACUUCCCCGCUAACUUUGGUCCACCUGUCCAUGCCAAGCACUGGAGAGAUCGUAACGUGUGCGGGUCAACGGAGUUCAUUUUCAAAUACGAAUCAUACUCCAUACGCGGUCAUGAAGAUGGCUAA
Lindgomyces ingoldianus is the source of this 1308-nucleotide messenger RNA. RefSeq lists its product as uncharacterized. Bases 283 to 1308 code for a protein of 341 amino acids. Lineage: Eukaryota; Fungi; Ascomycota; Dothideomycetes; Pleosporales; Lindgomycetaceae. The record is from RefSeq and is a predicted model, not a curated record. The transcript is spliced from 14 exons.